AUAACUAAUAGUCAUUAAUGCCGUUAUGCUGCCGCGUGAUGUUACAUUUGGGGAACAUGGUUCACGUUCGCUAUUUUAGCUGGUUAAUUGUUGCAGUGGGCAACAUUAGCUGGCGAUUCUGUGAUCGUUUAUCAGGCCUUUCUGGUCUGACAUUACGUUUGAAUCGGACUUGUUUAGGUAUACGGGUAGUUUAUAUAAUAAAUUAAGUUGAUAGAAUAGGCACAGAGUUUCUAAACCCAGAGACGCAACAUCGCGAGACUUCCUGGAACGCUUGUCAAGCAGACCAGGCCGGGGUUUGAGAAGUAAAAAAAAGAUUCCUUAGCUGUUCAUUUCCGCAAUCUAAAGGCACAACCUCGAUUGGAGCCAAAGUCUUAAGUAGUUGAACAUGUUAUUACGCCAACAUCGUGAAAGUGACACCUUUGUGUUGAUGGCGUGCACAUGCGCAGUUCGGCGCUAGAAGACCGUUUGACCCGAUGACUUAUUUUUGCGCAUGCGCUUAGCUAGCCAACAUCGCCACGACAAUACCUAUUGAACCAAGCAUGCCAUUGCUAUGAAGGUGGUAUAUUCUGAAUCGGGGUGGAUGGAGAGAAAUCAUCACCUUUUUAUUUACUUUUAUUGUUAUUUUUAAAUAAUACGAUUUUGGAUUUCAAUCUUCAAUAGCUCUUACACAAAGUGUGUAAUGACCAUGAUAAUGAUAUAUUUAUUGUAAAAAUGUAUUAGGAAAAAAAUGUGUCCAUCCUUCCCCGAUUCAGAAUAUAUAAUUUUAAUAGUCAGGGCACGCUUUGUGUAAGAGCUAUUGAAGAUUGAAAGCCAGUGAAAAUUAAAUACAUUUCAACAACAACAAAAGACGGUGGAUUAUUUUGUCCACUCCCUCAUCCCGAAUAUAUCAUUUGAAUUGUCAUGGCACGCUUGGUGUAAGAGCUGUUAAAUUGAAAGCUAUAUAUAUAUAAAAUAAAAAACGGUGGAUUUUUCUCCAUCCAUCUAAUUCAGAAUAAACCAUCUUUGUAGUCAUCGCAUGCUUUGACGAGAGAACCGAAUAUCCAAUAUAAACUAGUUUUACUUCACCGAUGACGCAAAGCAUGUGAAAUAGGGCGUAAUGAUGACGCUAGGGCCGUGCACUCAUUUCGCUGUGUAGGACCUUGCGGGGCCUAAUCUUUUCAAUGUGUGAACAAUGUAUGUAUAGGAAUUGUCGUAUUUCUGCUGAUAGGACGAGACCCCUCGCAUGAAGUAAGUCUAUGGGCACUACUUGCAACUGCAGCAAGAGCGAGUGGUCGUUUGAUUUCCGGGCCGGCGACGUAAUUCAUGGCAAACAACGAAAAGAGGAUGAAAAGAACAUGAUUAACACCGAUGGCCUCUCUAAAUGCGAGGCGACCCGGCGCAAGACGGGGAAAAGGCCACUGGGGGAGAUGCUCCACCUUCUGUCCGCUGUCAUUGUCUGGCUUGUAACGGGGACGACCAUCUCCAGUCUUAACAAAUGGAUAUUUGCAGUGUACAACUUCAGGUACCCCUUACUGCUAUCGGCCCUGCACAUGUUGACAGCAAUAGUGGUGGACUUUUGGCUUAUUAAACUUCGAAUGCUCCAGCACAAAGGCGGUGUUGACAAGCAUAAGGACCUUACCAACAGCGCCAAAUGGAAGGUGUUUCUAUUGAGCUUGACAUUUUGUGCCAGCAUUGCGUUUGGCAACGUGGGUCUGAACUAUGUCCAGCUGUCAUUUGCGCAAAUUAUCUACACCACCACGCCAAUCUUCACCCUGGCGAUUUCCACCCUGAUCUUGGGCAAGCAGCAUCACAUCCUCAAAUACACGGCCAUGAUGCCCAUCUGUCUGGGAGCCUCAUUCAGCAUUAUGGGCGAGGUCCAGUACGACCAGACAGGUUGCUUCUUCGUAUUCGCUGCGACAAUGUUGAGAGGUGUCAAAACCAUCCAGCAAAGUAUCUUGCUCCAGGAGGAGAAGAUCAACUCUGUGUUCCUGCUCUACUUGAUGUCCAUCCCCAGUUUCUGCAUCCUGGCCGUAGCUGCUCUGGCCCUGGAGAACUGGGCCGUGCUGGAGUCUCCAAUGCAUUACGACCACAACUUGUGGCUCUUCAUCCUGCUCAGCUGCCUGGGCUCUGUCAUGUACAACCUGGCCAGCUGCUGCGUCAUCACCCUCACCUCCGCCGUCACCCUGCACAUCCUCGGCAACCUGAGCGUGGUGGGCAACCUGCUGCUCUCCCAGCUGCUGUUCGGCAACGAGAUGUCAGCGCUCAGCUGUGUCGGCGUGGCACUCACACUCUCCGGCAUGCUCAUCUACCAGAACUCUGAAUUGAUCUCAGACUACAUGGACACACGGCGAGCCAAAGCCAGGGCACUCAGCCGAGGGAGGGAGGAAGACAUCGCUGGCCCAUCACAACCCCCCCAAGACCAGCCGGGGAGGAGGGAUGCCGAUGGCAAGCGAGAGGACAAGAGAGACUGAAAGAGAAGGAGAAUAGGAGUUGGACUGUUUACAGCAACCCUGUCCUUUGGGGGUUAGUUAAGUCAGGUGGUUCUGUGGAGUGGCUCAGGAGAUGGGCUUUGACGUCAUGAGGUCAGAGUUGAUGAUGAUAUGGGUGACAGAACUUGUUUGUUGGGUUGUUUUUACCUUUUCACUGUGCCAAUGUAUUUAUUUCUGCCAUGGUCUCAUAGAAUGAGAAGUCAGUCUAGGCCAGCUGACAAAAAAAAUCUGAUGCCUUUAUGAAAGUGACAGUUUCCACUGUUCUAAUACCCAUACGUGCACACAUCCUGGUAUAUGCAUGCAUGAGCACACAAACAAUGUGAUGUAUCUCAUGAGGUGUCGCUCUCACUACUCCACUGUGAAAAUGUUCAACAUGAGUGAGUGCUCAAUGGGAUGUUGGGAGGGAAGGACUGGGAACACCUCCAUAUAGAUGGGCACAAAUAAAAAAAAUAAGCAUGGUACUGUUACCUAACCUUCCCCUGGUCUUGUAUCAGUGUGAAAGGUUUCCUGGCAGCUUUUUAUGUGGUGGAUCUUAAUAUGGGGCGUGUAGCAUUUCUUCUAGUUCUAUAUCUUUUAUCUAGAUGACGUUUACAAUGGCGGAGACAUGCAAGCUAACAGGUUCGGCAUAUCACUUCUGUUGGCUGUUUGUAGGCAUGGAGGUCAGUGAGCCACACUGUUCAUCUACUGCAUAGUGAAGCGCAGAUCUGAGGGCAGGCACUUUGUCCUGCUCAGCGACCUCUUAUUGAAUUUCCUGUUAAUAAAAGGAACCUAUUAUAAUCAGUUUAAUAACCUCCAACCUGAAGAGCAGUUCUCACUGCGGAAAACCUCUAUUAUUAGGCCCAUUCACUCUAAGGAGUCUCACUCAUCUUUAGUACAGUUCUUUUCUUCUGGGAGAGAUCAUAAAAAGGAUUUCAUGAUCCUCCUUACCGCCACUCCUGGGCUGAACAGAAAUGUCUACUCUGCCAGGUCUCAUGUCUCCACUCUGAGGGUGCCUCUAUUUUUAACCUUUUACGUUUAGUCUCCCUUAUAACCUCUGCUGGACAGUGUUAUUGUAACUCCCAUUACAAUACAUUUUAAUAUUUAUUAAGACAUGUUAGUUUUAUUGUUUUCUUUCUGCUUUUUGAAUUGGGUAAGGAACAUUGUGCUGUUUAUGGGUCUUAGAAAGGACAAAGAGGAUGUUUUUGUUUUGACAUCUACAUAAAAAAAAAAAUAUGUAAUUGAAGUUUGAAAGCUCUUACGUUAUCUUGUCUAUAGCAGGGUUUCCCAAACUUGGUCCUGGGGCCCCCCUGGGUGUACGGUUUGGUUUUUGCCUGUAGCGCUACACAGCUGAUCCAAAUAAUCAAAGCUUGAUGAUGAGUUGGUUAUUUGAAUCAGCUGUGUAGUGCUAGGGCAACAACUAAAACGUGGGGGGACAGAGUUUGGGAAACCCUGGUCUAUAGCACUGACAUGACAACGGUCACUCAGUAGCUGGAGGUCUAAUCAACUGGUCUGUCACUUGGCAAACAGCCAUGUGACUGAAGGUCUUGCAUAACUCUCAGAUCCAGGUGUUAAAUUGCAUGUAUGUCCAAUGUACAGCAAGGAGCUUAUGAAGGUGUUGAAUGAAGAUGUUUCUAAUCUUCCUUCCCCAGUCAAAAUAACCUUCCCGGUGUGCCAAACAUUGACUUCUUGAUUUAGCUUCAGUUCAGCCUCAGAUCGACACUGGACAACAAAGUUGCUCUCUAAUGGGAAAUGGUUAUAUAUAUUUUGUUACCCACCUGUUCUUUUUUCCCCCUAAUAUGUUGUCAUAUGCACAGCAGUAGACACAGAAUGAUUUGUUGCCAGCCUCGACCUGAUAAAUGAGACAUUGGAAUGAAGAUAAGAUUAAUGCCAGUCACCCAUUUGUUUUAACAUUCAUAGUUGUAUCAAGAGGGUCUUGUUAUUGAUGUUUAGUUUAAAUACCUCAGUCUUCAACAUGGCUUGUUAAAGACCAUUUUGUUUAAUGACUUAUGUAAGUUAACAGUUGAGAGCUCAAGCAGCUCAAUGCAUGUCUGCCCACAACCACGGUUUGUCAACUGUUUAUAAUCUGUUUGGUAUAUUGCCUACUGUUUUUAAAGCCAAUUUGGUUUAGUAACUUUUGGAUUGACGAUGAGGGCUUUUCAAUCACACAGCCCUUAGACUGUACCAGCUUCACAGAUCGUGGUUUGAUUUGUCAAGCUGAAAGUCGGUUUGACUAGUCAGGCUGCAUGUUCAUACGGAGUUGUCUUUGAGGGUGGAGCAAAGCUCAUAUUGCACUGACGAGUUUUGGAGAUGCUGCCUUUACAGCAUAGGGCUCAUGUGUAUGUACUGUUUUUGAUGUCUGCAAAAGUUCAAUGUAAAUCAUUUUAUUAUAUUUAUGUAUUUUACAAUCAUGGCUGGCUCAAAUAUACUGGUUCAAGAA
Salmo salar (Atlantic salmon) is the source of this 4884-nucleotide messenger RNA. It is a transcript of the gene slc35e4, whose product is annotated as solute carrier family 35 member E4. Lineage: Eukaryota; Metazoa; Chordata; Actinopteri; Salmoniformes; Salmonidae. The record is from RefSeq and is a predicted model, not a curated record.